Messenger RNA from Arvicola amphibius (Eurasian water vole), 1008 nucleotides. RefSeq names its product G protein-coupled receptor 119 (gene Gpr119). Gene Ontology annotation, cellular component: membrane. The transcript has a single exon. Gene Ontology annotation, biological process: adenylate cyclase-activating G protein-coupled receptor signaling pathway; regulation of metabolic process. Bases 1 to 1008 code for a protein of 335 amino acids. The record is from RefSeq and is a predicted model, not a curated record. NCBI's taxonomy places the organism in Eukaryota, Metazoa, Chordata, Mammalia, Rodentia, Cricetidae. Gene Ontology annotation, molecular function: phosphatidylcholine binding; G protein-coupled receptor activity.
AUGGAGUCAUCUUUCUCAUUUGGAGUGAUCCUUGCUGUCCUGACCGUCCUCAUCAUUGCUGUUAAUGCACUAGUAGUCGUGGCUAUGCUGCUCUCAAUUUACAAGAAUGAUGGUGUUGGUCUUUGCUUCACCUUGAAUCUGGCUGUAGCAGAUACCUUGAUUGGCGUGGCUAUCUCGGGUCUCGUUACAGACCAACUUUCCAGCUCUGCUCAGUACACACAGAAGACCAUGUGUAGCCUUCGGAUGGCAUUUGUCACUUCUUCCGCAGCUGCCUCUGUCCUCACAGUCAUGCUGAUUGCUUUUGACAGAUACCUUGCCAUUAAGCAGCCCCUCCGUUACUUCCAGAUCAUGAACGGGCUUGUGGCCGGGGCGUGCAUUGCAGGACUGUGGUUCGUAUCUUACCUUAUCGGCUUCCUCCCACUUGGAGUCCCCAUAUUUCAGCAGACCACCUACUAUGGGCCCUGCACCUUCUUCGCGGUGUUUCAUCCAAGGUUUGUGCUGACCCUCUCCUGUGCUGGCUUCUUCCCAGCUGUGCUCCUGUUUGUCUUCUUCUACUGUGACAUGCUCAAGAUUGCCUCUGUGCACAGCCAGCAGAUCCGAAAGAUGAAACACGCAGGAGCCAUGGCUGGGGCUUGCCGGCCCCCACGGCCUGUCAGUGACUUUAAGGCUGUCCGUACUGUGUGUAUUCUCAUUGGGAGCUUCACUCUGUCCUGGUCUCCUUUUCUCAUCACGGGUAUUGUGCAGGUGGCCUGCCAGAAGUGCUCCCUCUACCAAGUGCUGGAAAAGUACCUGUGGCUCCUUGGAGUUGGCAACUCCCUGCUCAACCCACUCAUCUAUGCCUAUUGGCAGAGGGAGGUUCGGCAGCAGCUCUAUCACAUGGUCCUGGGAGUGAAGAAGGGCUUCGCCUCAAUCCUCCUCCUUCUCUCAGCCAAGAAUGGUGGUCCAGAGAGAUCCAGAGAAAGCUCCUAUCACAUCGUCACUAUCAGCCACCCAGAGCUCGACGGCUAA